Messenger RNA from Ochlerotatus camptorhynchus, 1196 nucleotides. RefSeq lists its product as uncharacterized. The record is from RefSeq and is a predicted model, not a curated record. Bases 225 to 1115 code for a protein of 296 amino acids. The transcript is spliced from 3 exons. NCBI's taxonomy places the organism in Eukaryota, Metazoa, Arthropoda, Insecta, Diptera, Culicidae.
AUUUUCGAAUAAACAAAGCAAACAAUAGGACUUUGUUAUCGUCUGUGGUUUGAGUUGUCGCCUUUUCUUGAUUUGAUUUCCGCAGUAGAGUUCUUUUGUGUUCUUUCCGUUGUUUCGCUUCUGGCCGGCUCAGAAAAAAAAACAAGCAAAUCGAACUGAUAACAAACGAAGCAAGCGCUGAUUAUUCCAACGUCGUCAAGCUUCACCUAGAAUCGUUCAAAAAAAUGUCGCGCAAGGACAGUACAAUUCAACCAGCGGAGGAACCAAAAGCAUUCUUUAUCUGGAACCAUCAUCUGACGCCGACGACUACCGUUAUUGGAGGAUCAACAUUAGAAGAUUUGGCCAAAUUUAACAUUGUUUACGGAACGCAAUCGACGGAUCGUUCAUCCCUGCUGGUAGGAGAAGUUAUCCCAGUCAGUCAAGUAUCAGAGUUCGACGAACCGGAAGAAAUGGAAGGUUCUUUGGCAAACCCGAAAGGCCCUGCUUAUAAUAUCAUACAGAACAAAUUGAACCUAUGCGAAAAACGGGGUCCCAAAUUCAUUUGCCGAGAAUGUCGGUAUGUUGUUCAUACCCGGCUAAGUAUGGUUACACACAUGAAAAUGCACCUUAAACCGUUCUGUGAGGUCUGCUUCAGUUUGUUCGAUUCGAAGGAUGCUGUGCGUCGUCACAUUGAGUCGGCCCAUCCGGAGGUAGUCCUCCGUGACCGUAGUCCCCCGCCACCAUCCAGUGACUUCUACUGUUUUCAAACGGUCGCUCCACCAAAUACACCGACCCCCAUAUCUGACGAUGAGAUGGCAACGUUCGAAGAAUUGAUCAAUCCUAUCGUCAAAUUCCCGGUCAAUGUGGCUGCGGUUCAUAAGCUAUUGCAUAAUGAAGAUACGGAUGGAGUGAGCACCGAAGACGAACAACGAUUGGUCAUCGAUGAUGGUUCGACACCCGGUCCAAGUCGUGGGCGUCCCGUACGUCCCAAAAAAACGCCUACCUUGAAACGUACACUGAAGAAGAAACCCAACAAGGUUAAAAUAAAGGAUGUCACCGCCACUCCGGAUAGUGUCAUGAAGAAGAUCACUUCUCGCUUUGGACGGUCCAUCAGUCUGAAGAUGCCUCAAUACUGAGGUAAUUGUUUUUUUUACUAAAUAUUACGGUUUCAUUGUUUUGUAAUAUGAAUUGAACUAUCUGGAGUUGAAGAAGAUUAU